Messenger RNA from Kluyveromyces lactis, 759 nucleotides. RefSeq names its product 18S rRNA pseudouridine methyltransferase (gene EMG1). The transcript has a single exon. Gene Ontology annotation, molecular function: rRNA (pseudouridine) methyltransferase activity; rRNA binding. NCBI's taxonomy places the organism in Eukaryota, Fungi, Ascomycota, Saccharomycetes, Saccharomycetales, Saccharomycetaceae. Gene Ontology annotation, cellular component: small-subunit processome; nucleolus. Gene Ontology annotation, biological process: rRNA base methylation. The record is from RefSeq and is a predicted model, not a curated record. Bases 1 to 759 code for a protein of 252 amino acids.
AUGGUUGAAGAUUCUAAGGUCAGAGAUGCCAUGAAAAAUGGUGAGAAGAAAGUCUUGCCGGCAUCAUUGGUCCCUCAAGCUCCGCCAGUGCUAACAUCGAAGGACAAAGUUACCAAGAGACUUAUUGUGGUGCUAUCCCAGGCUUCUUUAGAGACACAUAAAAUAUCAUCCAACGGUCCUGGUGGGGAUAAAUACGUCUUGUUGAAUUGUGAUGAUCAUCAAGGUUUGUUGAAGAAAAUGGGAAGAGAUAUAAGCGAAGCUAGACCCGACAUUACUCAUCAAUGUCUUCUAACCCUAUUAGAUUCUCCUGUAAAUAAGGCUGGUAAACUUCAAGUUUAUAUUCAGACCAGUCGAGGCGUUCUUAUCGAGUUAAACCCUACUGUACGAAUUCCAAGAACUUUCAAACGUUUCUCAGGUUUAAUGGUCCAAUUAUUGCAUAAACUAUCCAUCAGAUCAGUUAACUCUGAAGAAAAAUUGUUGAAGGUCAUUAAGAAUCCAAUUACCGACCACCUACCAACCAAAUGUCGUAAAAUCACCUUGUCCUUCGAUGCACCUGUCAUAAGAGUGCAAGACUACGUGGAAAAGUUGGAUGAUGAUGAAAGUAUAUGUGUGUUUGUUGGUGCCAUGGCCAGGGGUAAAGAUAAUUUUGCAGAUGAAUUUGUGGAUGAAAAGAUUGGUCUAUCCAACUAUCCAUUAUCUGCUUCGGUUGCAUGCUCCAAGUUCUGUCAUGGUUGUGAAGAUGUGUGGAACAUUAUGUAA